Messenger RNA from Fusarium musae, 1602 nucleotides. RefSeq lists its product as uncharacterized. The record is from RefSeq and is a predicted model, not a curated record. NCBI's taxonomy places the organism in Eukaryota, Fungi, Ascomycota, Sordariomycetes, Hypocreales, Nectriaceae. Bases 1 to 1602 code for a protein of 533 amino acids. The transcript has a single exon. Gene Ontology annotation, cellular component: membrane.
AUGGCUCUCGCAUAUUGUUGGGGAUUAAUUCUCGCCAUCUAUCUCAUGGGCCACGGCUUGGUGUCGAUACCUAGACGACUCAUGCGCGGCGCAAGCAUCAGCGGACGACUACGACGACUCCAGAGCAAGGCGCCCAAGGUUUACGAAGAAAUGGAGGACUCGAUUACCAAACUUGAGGACAUUGAGGUUCAGGUUGCCGAGCUUGGGCGACGCAAGACAGGAAGCGCAAACACAUACCGAGACUGGAUAGAAGAACUGCAAGAGAUGGCCAAUCUUCCCGAGUCGCAACCCCGAGGCACCCGGUUUGGUUCCAGCACCGAUAACAAUAUUAUUCCACAUGUCAUCACCGAAAAGUAUCUCGCCGAUCUCACUAGGAAGUAUGUGCGCGCCAGACACGCUCGAUCUCGAUAUGUCAAUGCUUGGAGUGACCUCGUUCAAGAAGCUGCUGAAACGCAAGCGAUCCUGGACUCGGCAGCAUCGAAAAAGCUCGAGUUUGGUGAGGUGUCACCUCAUGCAACCUUUUGGGAAAAGACCGCCAUCCUGACGCCAUAUACUCGAUAUCUCUACUAUUACCAAAUCUUGCCUUAUGCUCAAGUCCUUCUCGGUUUAUUCUUGGCAGCAGCGUCGGCUUGUAUUGUCUGGUCCGAGGUCGUCAAGUUUGCAUUCCCCAAGCUUUCUAUCAUCAGGCUAACUGUGGUUCAUCAUUGGGUUGGCGAUAAGCCUGAAGUCGGCUUCGCUGGACAGGCCAUCUCGUCAUUCUGGAUCUGCUACAUGUGUGCAGCGGCGCUCAUUUCGAUGACCGAGGUCAAAGUCUGGCGAGGUCGAGCCCUCGUUCGACGAAACACCGCUCAUGAGUCCGCUUUUUGGUAUGCAAUGCAGGUGGCCAAACUGACUAUUCCUAUCUCUUACAACUUCAUCACCUUCCUUUCGAGCCAGGUCUAUAACAAGACUGUAUUUUAUCACUUUCUCGGACAACUCAUCGACUUUACACCAUUGGGUCGUUAUUUUGACGACCUAUUCCCCGUAGUCGUACUAUUCCCUGUCUUUGCUACUCUUUUUGGCAUUUACGGUCGGGUCAAACGAAUAUUUGUAGGUAUGGAUGUGAUGGACGACGAAGAGGAGAAUGGCACCACUUAUGGUACUGGCUCCUGGCGGGAAGGCCGAGAUCUCAUCUCUCGUGAACUAGGUGGGAACACCCUCUUUCAUCGCAGAGAAGAUGCACUUGCUAGAAUAGGGGCUGCUGGAACACUUGGUGGCAGAUCUGCUCCAAUUUUGUCUAUACCAUCCGCCCAUGGCGCCGCUUCUUCACCAGCUCGGUCACCAGCUCGAGCUCCAGCUGCGAAUGCCCGCCGUGGCCCAGAGCAUCGCUAUGGUGCAAAUUGGAACGACGAGCCGCCCGAAGACGAUAACCUCUUUACCAUCAUCGGUCACCGUAUGAAAAACACCAUGGAUGGUAUCGAAGCCCCUAAAUGGUUUAACGAUAUCAAGAAACCAAAGUGGAUGGGUGGCGGCGAUGAUACUGCAGGUGCUGGAUCAUCGAACUCGGCACCUGAUUUCCGUAGAUGGUUUGGUGGUUCUAGCGAAGGCCAGAUUCGUAUCUAG